This is a messenger RNA of Centrocercus urophasianus (Greater sage-grouse), 6868 nucleotides long. RefSeq names its product heparan sulfate 6-O-sulfotransferase 1 (gene HS6ST1). Bases 43 to 1269 code for a protein of 408 amino acids. The record is from RefSeq and is a predicted model, not a curated record. Gene Ontology annotation, cellular component: membrane. Gene Ontology annotation, molecular function: heparan sulfate 6-sulfotransferase activity. Lineage: Eukaryota; Metazoa; Chordata; Aves; Galliformes; Phasianidae. The transcript has 2 exons.
CGCCGCCCGCCUAGCGCCGGCGGCCCCGGGAGAUGGUGACACAUGAAGCGCGCGGGGAGGACCAUGGUUGAGAGGACCAGCAAGUUCCUGCUGAUCGUGGCCGCGUCCGUGUGCUUCAUGCUCAUCCUGUACCAGUACGUGGGGCCGGGGCUGAGCCUGGGCGCGCCCAGCGGCCGCCCCUACGCCGAGGAGCCGGACCUGUUCCCCACGCCGGACCCGCACUACGUGAAGAAGUACUACUUCCCGGUGCGCGAGCUGGAGCGGGAGCUCGCCUUCGACAUGAAGGGCGAGGACGUGAUCGUGUUCCUGCACAUCCAGAAGACGGGCGGCACCACCUUCGGCCGCCACCUGGUGCAGAACGUGCGCCUGGAGGUGCCCUGCGACUGCCGGCCCGGCCAGAAGAAGUGCACCUGCUACCGGCCCAACCGCCGCGAGACCUGGCUCUUCUCCCGCUUCUCCACCGGCUGGAGCUGCGGGCUGCACGCCGACUGGACCGAGCUCACCAACUGCGUGCCCGGCGUGCUGGGCCGCCGCGAGAGCGCGCCCAACCGGACGCCCAGAAAAUUUUACUACAUCACGCUGCUGAGAGACCCCGUGUCUCGUUACCUCAGCGAAUGGCGGCACGUCCAGCGAGGAGCCACCUGGAAGACCUCCUUGCACAUGUGUGAUGGCAGGACACCGACCCCCGAAGAGCUGCCAUCGUGCUACGAGGGCACGGACUGGUCAGGCUGCACGCUGCAGGAGUUCAUGGAUUGCCCCUAUAACUUGGCCAACAACCGCCAGGUGAGGAUGUUGGCCGACUUGAGCCUGGUGGGCUGCUACAACAUGUCUUUCAUCCCGGAGAACAAGCGAGCACAGAUCCUGCUGGAGAGCGCAAAAAAGAACCUCAAAGACAUGGCCUUCUUCGGCCUGACAGAAUUCCAGAGAAAGACUCAGUACCUGUUUGAGAGAACUUUUAACCUGAAAUUCAUCCGGCCCUUUAUGCAGUACAACAGCACCAGGGCAGGAGGGGUGGAGGUGGACAAUGACACCAUCCGCAGGAUCGAGGAGCUCAAUGACCUGGACAUGCAGCUCUACGACUAUGCAAAGGACCUCUUCCAGCAGCGCUACCAGUACAAACGGCAGCUAGAGAGGAUGGAGCAGAGGAUAAAGAAUCGGGAAGAGAGGCUUCUUCACCGGUCCAAUGAAGCGCUUCCCAAGGAAGAGACCGAAGAGCAAGGACGCUUGCCCACUGAGGACUACAUGAGCCAUAUUAUAGAGAAGUGGUAGCCUAGGCAGACUUUUAUACGAAUGAAUGAUACUCUAGGGUUUCCAUUUAAAAGAUCGUGGAAGUAAAAUCACAAAAACGGCAGAAGAAUAUUUUAUUUAAAAGCAAGUCUGUAAAACAGAAGGUAGAUUGCUUCCUUAACCAUAGGGUCUUUUUACUGUUUCUUACAAGACCAGUGAGAUUCUUAAAAAAAAAUAAAGAAAUGCAUAAAAAUAAAAAAAGGGUCAACAUUAUAAUGCAGAGGUAAAAAAUGCACAGAUGCAGUUACCCCCUCUUAAGGCCAGAUGCAAAAGAAUGUUUCUUAUCCUCAUAAUUCAAACACGAAUGGCAGAAGCAGGAUUUUUUAAAAUCUGUUUUUCCCCGAGCAUAAUGAUAUCAGAAUUCUUAAUUAAAAAAAAAAACAAACAAGGAAAUGGAGGUGUUCUUUUGUGGGUGUUUUUAGAGGUGGGAUGAGGAUUGCAUUGCUUGUAAGUAACUGAUAACGGUGUCUGAGCUGAGCGUGCGCUGUGCUGGCAGGCUGUGAGCUGAGCACAAGGGCAGUUGCUUCGUUUCAGCUGGCAGCCCUGCCAGGAAGUAGAGCACCGUGAGUACGAAAGAAGCAAAGCAUGGGAGGAUAAGAAACAUGAAAGCAAAUUGGCUGUGGCCUAAGAUACGUAUGUAGCACAGUGGUUUUGAUACGCUGCACUUGUAUCACACAUCUUCACCAUAAAAUGAAUAGGGAACUCCUGCUCAGAGCUCCCAGAUUUCACAGGCAGGUCCCAAACCAAUGUAAAAGCCAACCAAAUUCUGCAUAGGCUCAAAGAUGCAGCCCCGUGUCAUAAUGUCACCCUACACACUCAUUCCUUCAUCUGUAUAAUGUGUUAACAGCACAUGAAAACCCUGUCCUACAUGCUGAGACAGGGAGAACAAGUGGAAUAGCAGUACUCCCUCGUAAAUCUGCAGGACAAGUUCCUGGAAGAUCCUGCAAAUAAUGGGUUAUGGCAACAAGAUGAGGGGGUGAUUUUGUUUUGCUCAUGCUAUGUGAAAUACUUAACUGCAACAAGCAUACGGAUGUACCCGUAUCUGUGUUUUUUAAAGCUAUUUUUACUUGCUUUUAUCAAGAGAUAAUGGGCGUCAUCCUGCUUCCAGCAAAGUCACUAGAACUGAUUUAAGUGGGAACAGGAUGGGGCUCUCUUCCAGAGCUGUAAAAAUUUCUGACUGUGGCCUGAAUUAAUGAUGAGAUAGUGCACAUUGUCUUUUGGCAGAGUGCCUGCGCUGCAGCUCUUGCUUUAAAUGAACAAGCUGUGUUCAAAAAACUGGAAAGGAGGAUCGUGGAUGAUGUUUUUUUUAGUCUCAGACCACUUUCAAAGCAGAACUCUCUCUUUUAAUUCUGGUUUUCAGGGACUCAUGUAAGUUUAAUCCUCUGAUGUGGUGACAGUCCAGCCAGGUUCAGCUUACUGACUUUUCAGUCAGAGAACAAUGGCCUCCCUAAUUCCUCUUCCCACUCAACAAAUUGAAGUAUGGCUUAUUUUCUUGCUGUUGCAAGCACUUCUUUGUUUGUCUGGAAGCAUGGAGAUGAUGCCAUUUCUGCCUGCUUCAUGUCUCAUCCCGUUAUUACUCAACUGGUAAGACCUGAACCAGCUAUUGUCUGGGGUAAAAUAUGACUCAGAUGGAACAGGAUUUGAUUUUCAAAGGCCGUGGUAACUGCAGAUCGAUUAUGGCAUUAAAAUCACAAGGAGAGGCAGAGACCUGAUACACUCAGCGUGUCAUUUUUGCAGUCUCUCCCAUCACACGAACCCACAGAACUUGCUGCUCCUUUUGUGCUUUGGUUCUCUCUGUGCCCCACACGCAGAGCACACUGUUCCCAGCCGUCUCAAAUUCACACUGUGUUUUGCAAAGGAGGUUUACACCUGGCUGCUGGAGAUGUUCUUCUCCAGAAGAGGGAAGAUGACUAACAAAUUGGGAAUGGAACCUACAAGCAGCACGCUGGGGUCAGACAGCCCUGUUACAGACCAACCCCAAAUCCACUGACAUCGAAGGACGUAUUGCCUGUCGGUUUAAGAUGGGUGCUGGUCAGGUCUGCAUCCUGGUGCUGCAGAGUGCUCACAUGCUCAUCUUAAAGCACUGUCACUGUGUGCUUGGCUGGUACCUGCGUGCUGGUGGAGUCACUGUAUUCCAGGUUUCUCACGAAAUGGCCCACCCUUCUGGAGAUGUGUAUUGGCCAUCAGCACAUGCUCCUGGCUGAAAUGUGAGAGGCAAAAUAAAGCAGUGUUCCGUUGUUGGCUUGGGGGCAGAAAGUAUUUACAAAUCUGACUUCCGAGACUGGGAGGAGCUGUGUUUGUUAGUUCCCAGCACUCUCAUGUGUUGCUGUAACUAAGGAAAACAUUUAUGUUUUCAAAAUGCCAUUUUACAGGCUGUUUACCCAACAGAACCAGCACGCUAGGUAUAAAAAGCAGCCAUGUCAUAUGCACAGUUUGCAGCUCUGCCCGGAGGCUUUUUGUUGUGAUCUGCCCUGCAUUAGGGAUCCAUCGUGCACAAAUGGGUACGGCAGCAAAGCCACACAGCCCCGGUGCUGCGAGCGCUCCAAUCGAUCUGCACUGAUGGCCAGAUUCUGCUCUUGUCUGCCAAAAGGUGAUGGUCAAUGGGACUGCAGAUGAUCGGGACCGGUACCGUAACCGGGUUCAUUUUGCCUGAGUUGUUCCUGUAUUAUGGGCUCUGAGCAGCCAGCUGGAUUUUAAUGGUUCUGUCUUCAGCGUUCUGUGGGAGGCAGCCUCUGACCCCGGGAGCGUGUUGGUAGAGCUUGUUCCAGUGUUUGCUUUGUAAUAUAUUACAGUAACAAGCAAAAGGAAUGAAACUACAGAGUCUCAUUAACGGUUUCACUUCAACCCACAAAAGGAGGGCCGACCUCAGCUCAGCACUGAGGCGGGAGUUUGCAGGUUCCAGUCCUGCACCUGGCAAUUCCUCUGCUUCUCCACCUGUGCACUGGGAUUAGAACAUUUCGCCUUUGCAAAGAGGCAUCCCAAAGUAGCAGAUGUAUAGCACACUGCAAAACAGAUUUUAAGUCUGAGUAUAGAAAUGGAGAGAAUGACCCAAAAGCCAUCCCCCGCCCCGGCUGCCAUGCCAGUCUGCUUAAGGCUGUCUGCCACACUUGGAUUUGUUUAAGUGCUGUGUGCCACAGCAUAGGCUGCAGGGUGCACCUGGCACUAUUUUCUUCCUUUCGUGGGUUUAAGGGAACUUAUUUUAACAUAAUGUGAAUGUAGUUUUUGUGAUUUCUAUGUACUACAGUUCAAAGUGGUACAAUUUUAUUUUUAGGGCUGAUGAUUUGAUGCUACAAUAACAUGAAAAUUGUGUGUAUAGUUUUAAAGUGAUCAGAGAGCAAUGGCUUGAUGGGCCUGACGUAGUGGCCAGGUAGUAUACAUCCUCAUUCAGUGUGUGCCCCUUCCUCCCAAAAUGUUUUUCCCGUGACACGACGACACUUUCUGCACUACGUAAAGUGUUUCUCUUGGACCAGCCAUGCCCUGUGACCUGCCUCCUGCAGGGGUCAGCAAGCUGGUUCCCCUCCAGUUCAGAUUUCUCCUGGUCCUGAGACACUUGGAUACACAUCUAUCCCCGUGGUGCACGUUCCAGGAGCACCCCGAGCGGAACGUUUGCAGGAGCUGGGGGUGUGUGAGGGCUUCCUGAGGGCUUGUCCAGCCAGCAGUAUUUGUGUGAGGGAGCGUUUUGUACAGUGAGACAGUGGGUAAGGCUCUGCUGCCUUCCACUGCCCUGCAUGCUUGCAAACGAGUGAAGACACAAAGGAUUUGCCAGCAGACUCCAUUCCUGCUUUGGGAAGGUGGGAAGGACAACACAUGCUGCAGCACUAAUAAGGAAGAGGUUUUUUUGCUUUUAGACACCUGAACGAUGCACACUUCGCUGCUUGGUGGGCGUUGUUGCAGAAGAAACCUCGUGUUGCUCACUUGUCACAGCCCAGCUAGUUGUACUGAAGAAGCUGGCCUCCCACCCACAAUUCCCAGGUGGGUGCCUCCCUGCACCACCCCAAGUCACACUUGAGGACUGAUGCAGAUUGCACGGGCUGCAGACCAAGGCUGUCACUGAGCUCAGAGUCACUGAAAUGAAGACCUCCUUGCACGGGAUCGGUGCAAACUUCUGCCUUGCUUCAGUUUCUCCUUUCAUCCCCAACAUCUUUGAGUAAAUGGAAAACACUCCAGGUGGGUGGUUUUGCACCCUUCACCCUUCCAUGGCUACAAAAUGGGGGUGGCAGUGGAAACAGCAGACACCUGUCCCCCUUUCCAAGACUGCUCUACGGGAGCAGGAGGGGCAGUGCAGGGCUGAGGCAGGAGAGAGGCAGAGGGACCACAGGGACACCCUGCUGGGGAGUGAGUGCCACUGAGCUCAUGAUACCACUGUGCAGACUGCACUGCAGGCAGUGAUGGGGGAGUGCAGAGCAGAGCAGGGCCUGGCCUGUGUUUAUAUCCCAGGGUUACCAGCUUCCCUAGCUUCUCAUUCAAGCAUUGAGCUACUCAGAUCUCUUCCUAGCCUGUGGAAUUUUGAGUAUCACAAGAACAGCACUACAGCAAUUUGCAAGGCAGACUACUCUGCUGGAAGUAGCAGAUCACGUUCAGCUCAGAAGUGAGCUCAGGAUUCAGUGUUGCAGGGACCAGGCCGGCCCAGCAGCAGGCAGUGAGCAGCACAGCAGCAGGGUUUGUGUCUGCACGGGCUGAGCUGCCUGCUUGUGUUGUCCAUCCACUGUUCUGCCAAGAUUAACACAGUCCUGAUGAGCACAUGGGUAUAAGGCCCGUGUUGUCCCAGCUGCAGGUGAUGGAUUUCUCUCGUUUUGAGCCAUGCAAGCUGAAAAACAAGCACGAUUUGCAAAUGAGUAUCUUAUUCCUCCAAGCCCCGCAGCUCCUCUUGCCCAUUUUCCUGUUAUGCAGACUGGAUUGAGAGAGUUGUACAGUAAUGAAGAAUUUUAUACUCAUACGGCUUACUGAGCAUGAUUAGUUUUGUACAUACCAAAAUAUGAUUUAACUUAUUGCCCCUUUCCAUCUUUUUUUUCUUAAGGAAAAGACAGAAACCCCCACACUCUCUCAAUGUGAAAUCCCUCUGUUUAUGCACAGUCUUCCAGGCAAACCUGCAACAGCCGCCAGCCUUUCCACUGGUUCCUUCUGCUGUCUGAUUCUUCAUACUUGUGGUUUUGUCACAGGCUUUCCCUGCAUCGUCUCCUCUUUCCUCUGUGCUUCGUGAUCUGCACAGGGAAGGGAAAGGCAAUGCAGGAGCUCUUUUUUUUCCCCCUUCCCCUCUUUGUUGUGUGCUUUACCUCCCAAGGAACUCAGUUUUUAUCUUUAGGGAAUCGUGUGACUGAGGGUAAAACAAAAAGUGAAACGUGCCCCUUCCCACCUCAAUCUUCCAUCAGACAGAUCUGCAGUGGUGGAGCCAUCCCACUGCGCUCAGUCUGUAUGCUUUGCUCUUUAUUUCAGUGCUUUUUUUUCUCCUCGAUCAGGAGCUUAAAAAUAAGAUAGAAUGCAGCAGUUCAACUCGAACCACGUAACACCUACAGCUUUAUCUAUUUAUUUAAAGCAUCUUACAAAACAACAUCAACAACAAAAGUGUUCAAGUUUGUUUUUU